Molecule: messenger RNA, 3874 nt
Organism: Gasterosteus aculeatus aculeatus (three-spined stickleback)
Lineage: Eukaryota; Metazoa; Chordata; Actinopteri; Perciformes; Gasterosteidae
Gene: tfap4
Product: transcription factor AP-4 (activating enhancer binding protein 4)
Biological process (GO): regulation of transcription by RNA polymerase II
Cellular component (GO): nucleus
Molecular function (GO): RNA polymerase II cis-regulatory region sequence-specific DNA binding; DNA-binding transcription factor activity, RNA polymerase II-specific; protein dimerization activity
Source: RefSeq, a predicted model, not a curated record
GGAGGGAGAGAGACAUAGAGAGAGAGAGAGAGCGCAACACACAACGAGGGAACCCCAUCAGCUGGAAGUCAAGUAACAUUACAACUCUCAGCAGCGUGGAACUACUGAGGUUACAUUACGCACUGCCCGAGGAUUUACCCCCCCGGUGGGAUCGCGGGGGUUCUGCCUCUCUAACGUCGGAUUUUGUUUUUUCUUUUAUCCAACGGAGGAGACUGUUUGCUUUUUUUUCUUUUUUAAUAAGGAGGUGGGGGGGCGGAUGGCAGACUGGCGAGAGGAGAGCAUGGAGUAUUUCAUGGUACCAGCUCAGAAGGUGCCCUCCUUGCAACAUUUCAGGAAAACGGAGAAAGAAGUGAUCGGAGGUCUUUGUAGUCUGGCCAACAUUCCUCUGACCCCCGAAACAGCCCGGGACCAGGAGAGGCGAAUUCGCAGAGAGAUCGCCAACAGCAACGAGCGCCGGCGUAUGCAGAGCAUCAAUUCCGGAUUCCAGUCACUCAAAACACUCAUCCCACACAGCGACGGAGAGAAGCUCAGCAAGGUGAGUAAGGCUGCCAUCCUCCAACAAACGGCAGAGUACAUUUUCACGUUGGAGCAGGAGAAGACGCGUCUGUUGCAGCAGAACAGCCAGCUCAAACGAAUCUCACAAGAGUUAAGUGGUUCCUCCCCUAAGAGGAGGCGUGUGGAGGAGAAGGACGAAGGGAUUGGCUCACCAGACAUCCUGGAGGAGGAGAAGGCCGAGGACUUGAGGAGGGAUAUGAUCGAGUUGAGGCAGCAGCUGGAGAAGGAGCGUUCCGUCCGGAUGAUGCUGGAGGAUCAGAUGCGUUCCCUGGAUGAGCAGUUGUACCCGGAGAAACCAAAGGCGAUCACCCAUCAGGUCCAGGAGCCCCGGACCCAGAGCCUGGUCCUUUCUCCAGCCCACAGCCCACAGAUGCUGGCUCCGGCCACCCCGCCUGCACCCACACACCACGCCACAGUAAUCGUCCCUGCACCUGGUCCACCGGCCCCGCCUCAUCACGUCACCGUGGUUACCAUGGGCCCGACGUCGGUUAUCAACACCGCGUCCACGUCUCGACACAACCUGGACACCAUCGUUCAAGCAAUCCAGCACAUCGAGGGCACCACCCAGGGGAAGGGCAGCGUCGGCGAGGAAGAGCAGCGCCCGGCGGUCAUCGUCACUCCAAGCUGUGUCCUCUCCGACGCAGCGGGAUCGGACACAGCCUCCAACAGCGACGGGCCCGACAACUGCUCACUGCCCUGAACCCCAGCCCCCCCCCAUUCGACGUCUCGCACGCCGUAUACUCGCAUACACACACACACUCUCACACACACACACACACACACACAAGGCCCAGGCGGACCGUGGCUGCAGGAGGCUUCAAAACCGGCAGCACUCUAGUGGACAUUAAUAGGGCUGGUAGACGGAUUGAAGCGGUCCGCGCUCCUGACAUGUUUUGGUUGUGAUAGGCAGCCCUAAUAGGUUUACACUCAUACAUGCAUUCUCUUUAUAGUCCGUUUCUGCUCUUCUUAAAGGCCCCGCUGUUUCAUAUUUCUCUUCAUUAAUCUAUAGAGAAGUUCUCAGAGCGACCACCUCGCUGGCUGACCCACAAUGACCCGCCAUUCUGGCUAGUAGAGUGUCUGCUAAACAUCACGAUUAACAUUUAUUAAAGCCCCGAAGCCAUGUGACUAAUUCACAAAAAAAAAAGGGAGAAAAAGAGCCCAGCAGUGUGGCGUCAUCCCCACCAAACACCGGAGCAUUUCUGUUUCGGAUCCUUUAAACGUUCUCCGAGCUGUUUGGACAGACACUGUGAAUCAACGAGACUGUUUCAAAGUUCCACCGUUUAAACUUCUGGAUGAAAGAAAAUGUUGUUUUACUCCUAUGAAGUCUACUUUUUCAUGUUUUGUUUCUUUUAAAGCUCCCUUAUCCAGCAACUUAAAGUGAUUGUACUGAAGAGAAAAAAAACGCACAAAGUCAACGGGAAUUAAAGAGCUGUUUACUGGUGCUCACAAGAAAAGGGCAGCAAAGAUUGGGAGGAGAAAGUGCGCUUACAGUUUUGUUUUUUUGCCAUUUCCUUACUGGGCUGGGUUCCCAGUAAUCCCACAAAUGUAAUAGGCAUGUUCUUCUUUUAUACCCAUGUCCUGACAAAAUAUAUCAAAAAUAUCAGUGCCCUGUCAUGAAAAAAACAUCCCUUUUAAAAUUUUAAAAGCACCAAGCGUGUUAAGUAGGUUGAUCUGUGGGUACAUUUUGAGUGAUUUCCACUGGUGUGCGUUUGUGCAGAGCAGUGUCCCGGACUCUGGCAGUCUGCGACCUGUGCAGAGGUGCACACACUCACACAAACGUGACUCCUGUUCAAUCGUAAAGGCUUUGUUCAUUCUUCCAACUGCGGUGUAGUUUCUUGUCCGAAAGUUGGGACGUCUGUCAAAGCAGACUAGAAUUCAAAUACAAGGAAAGAUGCCGGUUGAAUGGUUUGAAUGUGCGAUGGGAGUGACUGGGUCUGAACCACACGCGCUCUAUGCAUUUGUUCUCGUCCUGCGUGCUUUUCGUCUUUCGUCAUGCCAUCUACGCGUUUCUGCUCGGAUCAUUCUGUGAACGUUUCUGCCUGGAACCGUGGCUCGACAGAGCGACGGUAGGACUUGUGGAGCGAGGUCGCUUGCCUUACUAGUAUCCCGUGGGUGCAGCCUCUGGGGCCUGAGAGACGGACCUGAACUCUGGACCGUGGCUGCUUGGUGGCCACCGGUUUCCCUCCAGUUUCCCCCCCUCGCACGCUCCAAACAGGCUGGUAAACAACCUGGUUAGUUGGAACAUAUAUUCCCAGGUAUUUUGUCUUUUUGGUUGUUUUUUUACGUUUCAUUUUGUUUGCCAUAAGCUUCAAUAGGUGAUCUGUAGUACUAAUACAUUCACGCUCUCCUUAUGUAGUUUUUUUUUCCGGGACUAUUCCAAGAUACAUGCUGUACUGAGUCCUGCUUGGAUUUACAUUUAGACCUUGCGACCCCUUUGUGUGCACUAUUAAAGCCAGAUGUGUGGUGGGGGAAAAAAAUCCACAAUCAAAUGUUGACAUUCCGUAUAAUUUCCAAAAUGUUUCCAUGUUCGGUUCAAGCGAAACCUGAUCGAUUUUAGAUAUCAGUUGCAUUUAGCGCUUUCGCCAUUAGAGUCCUCUGCAUCAGUACAUAGAUGGAGCUUUGACUGCUGGACAGAUAACGUGUUCAUUUGAACGCAAACCCAUCUAUCAAGAUUUAUGUCAGAAAUAUUGAUGUCGUGUCAUGGGGCAUCUUAUCACCAGAGGCAGCGGAUUCCUGAAUAUGGAAAAUGUGACUUGCAAACAAUGCUUCUUGUGGAGCCCUGCGAUUCUUUUCUUUUUUUUCCUCCCGAGUAUCUGCGCUUGAUCAUUUUCUGCUGAAUCCCAGAGCUGUUUAGUUCCAUCUGUGUGACACAUAUCGACUUGUCAGAUGGGCGGGGUGGGCCUGGGGAUCAUUAAACGGGGUCAUGAUUACAAAGCACUUACUGUAAUAUACUGGAGUCCGCCUCUUUCAUUUAUAUAAAGGGGCGUCUCCUCAGCUGAAGCUCUUUUAGGGUUAUGAGUAAAAGCUGUGUAUCCCCCUUUUCCUCCAACAUCUUGUCCCGUUUGCUCCUCUCUUCUGUUUAUGCUCCCUUUGUUCAUCAAUUGUCAAUAUCUCUUGUGUCCCUUCACAUUUCACCGCUCCCUCCUCUCGCUCUCCUUUCGUCUUAACUGUAACUUUUUUUGUUUUGUUAGACCUGUCAGUGCAUAUGGUUGUCAAGAAGCUAUUUUGUGUCUGUUUUGUUUUUAAGAGAAAUGGUUUGGGGAUAAAGAGGCUUGUGCCUUUGUAAAGAGAAUAAAGUUUGUACUUUGUUUUUUAUGAA